GAAAACUUUAUGAAGUUUCUUCCCUAAGGAGCACUCAGAUGACAGGUUAUUUCCACACAAGGCUUGAGCCCUGCCUGGGGCUUUGAAAAAAAGGCGGUGCUGAGGGAGGGAUGCUGACUUGUGUUUCUGUGUGAGGUCCAGCCUUCUGGGGUCCCACAGAACGGGGUGAGGGUCUCCCUUUCCCUCCCCCUCCCCGAUGUGCACGGCCCGCGCUCCAAGCCUGGUCCCAUAAGACCCCUCAGUUCCAGGAAGACCAACACCUCUGUUUUCCAUGGUCCCAAAACCCUUCGGAGCAAAGGAGCCUUUAAUGCUCUGCUUCCCCUCCUGGGCUCCGCCCUCCACUCUGGGGGUCUGCAAACGUCUUUCCUGCCCCGAACUUGAAUAGGUGUGAGAAAAUUGUAACUAUUCUUGUCCAGGAUGGUCCGUGUUUCUCGGUCUCGGUCUGGCCGGGGGGGUGUCUCGUGGGAUCCGCAGGUCUAGACCCCCUGUCUCUUCUCGGAUGCCCAGGCCUCUCCGGGAUCCCGACUGCUGGCUUCACCCUCAUCUGCAAAGCCAUCGCUUCCACAGCCACCCCCGGAGAAACCUCCCAAACUCCGGGGACCUCCGCAGAGUCCCCUGCCACGGAGGGGGGCAGGGGACAGGGUGGGACAGCAUGAUUUCUCCGCCCACAUCGCACCCCCACGACCUGUGGUGUCCAAGUUCCCCUUCUGUGCCAGGCCACAGCUGCCUGUCACUCUGUCACCCUCUGGCUUCCUGUUGGGGCCUCCCGGGUCCCUCCCCACAUUCAGGGCGUUCCUGUCCCUGACAGAGGGGCCUGGACUGGGCCCUGCCCUGGCCGAGGCGGACAUGGUGCCCCUGCUGCUGCUGCUGCUGCUCCUGCUGUGGGGGGGGUCCCUGCAGCAGGAUCAAGGUUUCUGGCUCCAAGUGCAGGAAUCCGUGGCGGUGCAGGAGUGCCUGGGUGUCCAUGUGACCUGCUCCUUCUCCUUCUCCUGGAGUUACUGGUCUUCCCCUGGGCAACUCUUCAUCUACUGGUUCCGGGAAGGGGAUAACACCCUCGUCGGUGAGCCUGUGGCCACAAACAACCCACACAGACCAGUGAACCCACAGACUCGGGACCGAUUCCAACUCUCUGGGGAUCCCCAGAACAAGGACUGCUCCCUGAGCAUCAGAGACGCCAGGAUGAGUGACACGGGGGUCUACGUCCUCCGGCUGGAGGAAGGAAACAGAGUAAAACACACUUACACAGAUAAGAAGCUGAAGGUGCAGGUGACAGCCCUGACAGAGAAACCCGACAUCCACUUUCUGGAGCCUCUGGAGUCUGGCCGCCCCACAAACCUGACCUGCUCCCUGCCGCUAGUCUGUGAUGGGGGAAGGCUUGUCCAUUUCUCCUGGGCGGGGGCCGCCCUUGAUGCUGUGGACCCAGAGGCCCUUGGCUCCUCGGUGCUCACCCUCACCCCGAGACCCCAGGACCAUGGCACCAACCUCACCUGUCAGGUGAAACUCCAAGGAGCUCAGGUGACCACGGAGAGAACCAUCCAGCUCAAUGUCUCCUACGCGCCAAAGCUGAUGACGACCAGAAUGUUCCAGGAAAAAGUCACAGACCUGAAUGGCACAUCACUGCCGGUCCUGGAGGGCCAGUCCCUGCGCCUGGUCUGUGGGGCUGACAGCAACCCCCCUGCCGUGAUGAGCUGGUCCCGGGAGGGAAGAGCUCCUCGCCCCUCGCAGCCCUCAGCACCCGGGGUCCUGGAACUGCCGCACGUGGGGGCUGAUGAUGGAGGGGAAUUCACCUGCCAAGCUCAGAACCCACUGGGCUCCCAGCAGGUUUCCUUCCACCUCUCUGUGCAGAGAAGCCCCCCUUCCUGCAGCUGUGUGACUGAGGAGCAGCAGGGCUCCUGGCCCCUGGUCCUCACCCUGAUCAGAGGGGCCCUGAUGGGGCUUGGUUUCUUCCUCGCCUAUGGCCUCACCUGGAUGUACUACACCAGGUGUGGAGGCCACUAGGCAGCAGUGCUGAGAGGCAGGACUGAGCCUCCCUGCUUCUCAAGACAGGGUUCCGUGAGGACGAGGCGCCCAGAAGACACACAGGAGAGGACAUUGCAGUCAGCUUCUUCCUGGAAUCGCUCAAUGCAAACCUUAUCUCCUUUGCACCCAUGAGCUUUGAAUUUGAGGAGGCACCUGUGUGAUGCUGUAGAGUCUAUCCCAGUGAAAGGAGACUUUUAUUUCGUAUGUGUUCCAGGAGCAGGUGGCAUAGCCCGCUGGGCAGGGCCCCAGGGGGAAGCACCAGGUGUUGCUGAGGCAGAAGGAGCAGGUGCCAGGAAGGCUUUCCUGGGGUUUCCAUGGAAAGGCAAGGCUGGGCAGGCAAAAUACAUUGGGAUGUGCUAGUUUGAAUAAGCCUGGUGGGUUUUGGGGCUCUGACGAUGGUCUUGAGUAGACUGCUACCAGUUCAGGAAGGAUUUAGAGAAGGGAAAUAGGAUCUUGGUGGUGGGAGGGGUAGUUAAGGAGAAUGGUUGAGGGUUAUGGGCUAAGGAUUGGUUGGUUUGCAGCUGAAAGGUGAGCUCCUGGCAGGGCCCUUUUCUGUCUCUAAGAAUUGGCUGACCCUGGGAGGCGGCGUCCUUCCCAGGCUGGUACGUUUUGUAAGAUGUCCAAGCAUCAUAUGAUACAGGAAAUAAAACACGACUGUGGUCUACACCCCCCAA
Molecule: messenger RNA, 2693 nt
Organism: Phacochoerus africanus (Common warthog)
Lineage: Eukaryota; Metazoa; Chordata; Mammalia; Artiodactyla; Suidae
Product: sialic acid-binding Ig-like lectin 14
Exons: 7
Coding region: 847-1998 (383 amino acids)
Biological process (GO): cell adhesion
Cellular component (GO): plasma membrane
Molecular function (GO): sialic acid binding
Source: RefSeq, a predicted model, not a curated record